This is a messenger RNA of Helianthus annuus (common sunflower), 1278 nucleotides long. RefSeq lists its product as uncharacterized. The record is from RefSeq and is a predicted model, not a curated record. NCBI's taxonomy places the organism in Eukaryota, Viridiplantae, Streptophyta, Magnoliopsida, Asterales, Asteraceae. The transcript has 4 exons. Bases 212 to 895 code for a protein of 227 amino acids.
CCCCACAUAUUUCUCCUACAAGUACCCUCUCAUUUCUUCGCCGCCUCUAUUUCUCACCACUUUCUCUCUCUAAAUUUUACAAACACUCACACUCUCUCUCUAUAUAUAUUACAACGUUGUAAUAAGCUAAAUCUUUCAAUUUGUCAAACUGGCGAUCGACAAUCAAGAAACCACUUUUGUCCGUGAAAUCAAACCAAAGAACCGGCGCAUCAUGGGUGCCGGAGGACCCGAUGAAGAAGAACAAAAGUGGCCGCCAUGGUUGAAACCGAUGCUUCGAGAAAGCUUCUUUGUUCAAUGCAAAUUACACGCGGAUUCACACAAGUCGGAAUGCAAUAUGUACUGCUUGGAUUGCAUGAAUGGCCCUCUUUGUUCUCUUUGUCUUAAUCAUCAUAAGGAUCAUCGCGCCAUUCAGAUACGCAGGUCAUCAUAUCAUGACGUGAUUAGAGUGUCGGAAAUUCAGAAAUUUUUGGAUAUCGGUUCGGUUCAGACUUACAUUAUCAACAGUGCAAAGGUUGUGUUCUUAAACGAACGUCCGCAGCCGAGGCCUGGAAAAGGUGUAACGAAUACGUGUGAAGUUUGCGAGCGAAGCCUUCUUGAUUCUUUCCGAUUCUGCUCACUUGGUUGCAAGAUUGUUGGGACAUCAAAAAAUUUCGACCGAAAAAGGAAGAUAUCGCCGGAGAAGAAACAUUUAAUGAUGGCGGCAUCCGAUUCCGAGGAUUCCUACAGCAGCAGCAGCAACCACCGCCGUUACCGGAGCAACCACCAUAAUAACGGCCGAGUCAUGAGUUUCACACCAUCAACGCCGCCGCCUACGGCCACCGGCUUCAGGACGGCGAAAAGGAGAAAGGGGAUACCACAUAGAGCCCCAAUGGGUGGACUAGUGAUAGAAUACUAAACGAGUCAGUCAACCCCCCUAUACUCUUACCUAUUUACCCAAUAGUCCCUCAUUUUGCACCCUCUACUUAGUUUUACUAGCACUAGUGCUUUUACAAAGGCCUGUGCGUGUGAAUUUACGUUUAUGUCUUGUACAAAGAAGCAUCAUAUAGUUAAUAGUACUAAUGGUAAUAGUUUGAAACAGGGGGGGUUAAAAUGGGAAUAGAGUAUGAAAUAAAACAAUGUGGAAUGUCUACAAGGUAAGUUGAUAUAGUUUUGUAUGUAGGAAAAUAAAAGGUUCCAAAGUGUUUUUUUUAUUAUUAUAUUUGUUGAGGAUGUAAUUAUUAUGUUUUUUUGUUUGUGACAAUAUUAUAAUUAUAGUUGCGUUUAUAACUUGGUCGUAAA